Molecule: messenger RNA, 1924 nt
Organism: Sus scrofa (pig)
Lineage: Eukaryota; Metazoa; Chordata; Mammalia; Artiodactyla; Suidae
Source: RefSeq, a predicted model, not a curated record
CGGGGCCGCAGAAGGAACUACGUUUCGGGCGGGCCUCCGCGGCCUCUCCUAUGCGGGUAGAGCCCGGAAAGGGCCCAGCAGGGCCAGGGAACCCGGCGCCUCUGCCCGGACCGCGGCGCUGCGGCGCCACCUCGCGCCUGUUCGUCUGCCGCCGGGCCACAGCCCGGAAACCACACUUCCCAGCCUGCCUAGCGCGUCCGCGCAGGCGCGAAGAGCCUCUUUUUUUCGUUACCAUGGGAACGUCCCGCUCCCGGGUCCCGGUGGUUGGACCCUGUGGAGCGUCAAGCUGUUGCUCACCCUCAGGUGCCCUGGCGUCAGGUCCGGGUCAGCCGACUGCUGAGCGGGCAGAGCGGCAGCCUGGGGAGAGGAGACCCAGUGCUUCUAAAUGCUCGGUGCCGGGCGUCCGCGCGCUCCUGGGGCCUCGGCGUUCGGAGGCGAAGGGGCCGGGGAGGCCCGGGUUGGCGAGGCCACGUCCGGCUCUGGCCUGCGCGGCCCCGCUCGUUCCACGCCAGCGCUUGCCACCCCCGGCCGAGGGCGGGCGCGCCGCCGACAGGCACUCCCGGGGCGCAGGCCGCUGUGGGACGGUGCGGGACUUCUGGGGGCCACGGAUGUGCCUUUCCCUGGACGUGACCCAAGGCGAGCUUCUUAUACCAUCUUCCCAGCAGCCUCGCGUCCACCCUGGAGCCCGGCUCUUCCUCCCCGUGCUGCCUUCUCCUGUUUGCUCCUGCUCCCCGGGUUCAGGGACUGGGGUUGCUGCUGUGAUGCCGGUUCGAUCCAUGGCUCGGGAACUUCCGCAUGCGUGGGUGCAGCUGAAAAAUUUCUUUUGUCAGCUGAUCGACAUCCUCACCGUUUGUGACUUCCUGCGUUUAGGGCCCUGGCUCCAGGGGGCCAUUGUACAAUAUGCACCUGUUACCUGUGAGCAGUUAGCCCAUGACUGACCCAGCGGCUCUUCCCCUGGGUGUCCUGACCUGCUGCCUCAAGCCAGCAUCUUACCUCUGUGGUUUCCCUUAACCUUUCCCACGUCCUUAUCAGGGUAUUUGAUUAUUCCCCAUUUCCCAGCUAGAGAAACUGGAGAAUGGCGAGCUCUAAAUCACCGUUCCACAGUCACUCAGCCAGCCGGGUGUGGACCUGGGAUUUGAGUCCAGGUCAUCCCCUGACCAGCUCCUGUCUCCCCUUCACGUGCUCAUUUGUGCUGCAGAGGGAGGACUAGAGUCGCAGCUGAGACCUGUGACUCGGCCUCCGCGUAUCGCCCUCCCUAGGAGAUGAAGGGUAUUGAGAAUAUGAGGGUCACAGCUGGGGGCUCCGGCAGGCGGCCACAGGGGGAGGACCUGGGGAGGCUGAGGGCUGAAUGCGAGGGCCUUGGAGAGAGCCCUGGGGGCAAGAUGGUUAGCGUUGCCGGUGGACAGACCCAUGACACUAUGAAAGGACUCUGGAGAGGAGUUCCCGCUGUGGCACAAUGGGAUCAGCGGCAUCUCUGCCGCCCCAGGACGCAGGUUCCAUCCCCAGCCCAGUGGGUUAAAGGAUCUGGCGUUGCCGCAGACUUCCCCAUCCCGCCACAUGCCACGGGGUGGCCAAAAAAGAAGAGGAAAGGGAGACAAGUAAUCCGAAGUCGGGUGGACAGAGCAAAGGCUUGGGAGGAGGAGGAAGCUAAGUAACAGACAAGACAGCGUGGGCGAAGCCUGGAGGAGGGCUGGGUGGUGGGCCUUUCUUAGGGUCCCCCUUCCCAAGCUCUUGGCCCCUGCUGAGCUGAGCUGACCUCCCCCGGCAGGUGUGGGAGCCAGGAAGGGAAGGCCAGGAGAACAGCGAUGAGGGCCCGGGGGGGCGAGGGGCGCGAGGCUGAGCAAAGACAUGAUGUUCUGGGGCAAGCAUUUUAUUUGUUAAUACAAGAAUAGAAAUUCUGCAAUAAAUAUCAUCUAAUAAAUAA